Messenger RNA from Prunus armeniaca (apricot), 354 nucleotides. NCBI's taxonomy places the organism in Eukaryota, Viridiplantae, Streptophyta, Magnoliopsida, Rosales, Rosaceae. The record is from the annotation of a GenBank genome assembly.
AUGCCUGGUGAUCAUGUGGAUGGGAUGGAUGUUUUGAAGGUAAGGGAGGUUGUAAAGGAGGCGAUUGGAAGGACCAGGAGAAGAGAAGGGCCAACAUUGGUGGAAUGUGAAACAUACAGGUUCAGAGGACAUUCAUUGGCCGAUCCCGAUGAGCUUCGUGACCCUGAUGAGAAGGCACACUAUGCUGCCAGAGACCCCAUCACAGCCUUAAAAAAAAUACAUGAGAGGCCGCUUCCACCUCGCAGCCAGCUGCUCGAGAAUGUGUUUGCUGAUCCAAAAGGUUUUGGAAUCAGGCCUGAUGGCAGCUACAGAUGUGCAGAUCCUGAGUUCACUCAGGGCACUGCUCAUGUCUAA